AUGGGAAAAGAAAUAGUUUGUAAAGAGUCACCCAAUGAUGCUGGCAGACGUAGCAGAAUAUGGUUUCAUGAGGAUGUUUAUCGUGUUUUAACCGAAAAUACAGGCUCAAAAGAAGUCAAAGGAAUCAGAGUUGAGCUACCAAGGGAAGAUGAGAUAUUCUUGAGUGCUAAUUGCUUUGAAAAUAUGAAAAAUCUACAACUUUUUAUAAACAUCAAUGGACGCUUUUCUGGAGAGGUUAGUUAUCUUCCAAAUCAGUUGAGGUUCCUUGAUUGGCCUGGUUUCCCAACACAAUCUUUGCCAUCCGACUUCAAUCCCCAAAAACUUGUCAAGUUGAAUAUGCCAAACAGUCGCAUCUCACGACUUGGGCAAGGACUCAAGAAUAUGCAAAACCUGAAAUUUUUAAGUUUUGAGAGUUGCAAAUUCCUAACAGAGAUCCCUGACUUGUCUGGAAGGUUCCCAAACUUGAAGUGGUUGAAGUUAACUUCCUGUGCAAGUUUAGCUGAGUUGCAUCCUUCUGUUGGAUUCCUUGAUAAGCUUGUCUUCUUGGAUCUUAAUCAUUGUUGUAACCUUAAGACGUUUCCAAGAAUGGUCAACAUGAAAUCUCUGCAAGAAAUUAAUUUGGGAGGCUGCAAGAGGCUGGAGAACUUCCCAGAAAUUGUGGGAAGGAUGGAAUCCUUAAACAUGAUGGAUUUAUCUGGAACUGCCAUCAAAGAACUGCCUUCAUCAAUUGGAUAUCAUCUCUUUAAUCUUUCUCGGUUGUAUUUAUUCAAUUGUGAAAACCUGAAGUCUCUGCCGCUCAGCAUUAAUGAGUUGCAACGGCUAUGGAGCCUUGAACUCACAGGUUGCCCAAAACUGGAGCUUACUCCAGUUUCUAAUAAGGUGGAAUACGGUGAAGCGUCCAACUCAAACAUUUCACAUUACGACAAGCAAAUUUCGUCAGAAAAUGACGAUGGUCGAGGCAAUUUUGUGUUUCCUUCCCUACAGAGUUUCGGUAGAGGAGGAUGCAAUAUUUCAGACUGUGAUUUCCUUGUGACGCUUUAUGCGUCCACCUUACACUGGCUUGAUCUCUCACACAACAAUUUUGUUAGUCUUCCCACUGGCCUUACCAAAUUUAUCAAAUUGAAGCACCUUUUAUUGACUGGGUGCAAGAUGCUUCAAGAAGUUACGAAGCUUCCACCAAAUCUGCAACUGUUAUGUGUUAGAGAUUGCGUAUCUUUGGAAAGAAUUUCAAAGUUAUCGAACAUUUUGAAACAUCAAGAAUUGCAAAUGUUUUUGUGGUUGGACUUGACAAAUUGCUGGAGACUGUGUGACAAUCUGGUUCGGGAGGCAGGCAAGAAUGGUUUAUUAGUGAAUGAUGAUCAUCAAGUGGAGACUGAUCUCUUUUCUCUUUUUCUCUCUCCUCAGAAGUCUGCUUUCAGCGUCAGAUUACCAAGAAGUCGUGAAAUUUCAAAGUGGUUCAGCUGCCUAAUGGAUUUCAGAGGGAAUGGACGGAGUGAAUUUCAUAUUCAAGUCCUUACUAAUUUCAAAUGGCAGAACACAGGAUUGGCUCUAUGUGUCGACGUUUCUGAAAACACGCUAAACGGGAAGUUUGAAAUUUUUUUCAACGAAGUACGAGUGAAGAUUGGUGGUUUUAGUCAUUAUCCCCAGUUUGAUGGUGAUACUGCUGUGUUGCUGUUUUAUAUUCCUUUUGAUGGAAUGGAUGUGUAUCCGGCGUUUGGUUAUACGCGUCCGGUGCCACCUUUUCAAUGUCGAGUUACUAUUUGUCAAACUUACGGGGGUCCCAUGAAAAGCUGCGGGAUGCAUCUGGUAAUGCCACCAAAUGAAGUGCGUAUGGAACUAUCCCAGGCACUGUGCCACACAAAUACAACCGAAGCAGAUUGUCUGCUUUAUGUUUUGGAUUCAAUCGACAUUGCUUAUAAUGUGACUUUUGCCAACUGCAGAUUAAGUGAAAUGGCUGGUCACACAAUUGCUGAUGCUGAAGGACCAAGUGUUGUCGAUGAGAUAUGUAGCAUCACUAUGCAUCACUGGAAAGUCUAG
Molecule: messenger RNA, 2037 nt
Organism: Fragaria vesca subsp. vesca
Lineage: Eukaryota; Viridiplantae; Streptophyta; Magnoliopsida; Rosales; Rosaceae
Product: TMV resistance protein N-like
Exons: 4
Coding region: 1-2037 (678 amino acids)
Source: RefSeq, a predicted model, not a curated record